AUGAAGUCAUUGAUGACUACUGUUCUUACGGUGCUUUUAGUUUCGUUGAUCUGGAUAGGUGGUCACUGGGAUGGAACCCUUGGUGCAGGCUGCAGUGCAGCUGAAAGGGAAGCACUUUUGAAGUUCAAGGCUGAUCUUGAAGACCCUCGUAGCUGGCUAUCAUCUUGGGUUGGCCAAGGGGAUUGUUGUACAUGGUCUAGCGUCGUCUGUGACAAUCACACUGGCCAUGUUACCCAACUCCAUCUAGGGUUGCCGCGACCUUCUUACUGGCAUAAUUCUGUGCUUAGUGGUAAGCUCAACCCUUCCUUGCUUGAAUUGAAGUAUCUGGGUUAUUUGGAUCUGUCCUACAACGACUUUCAUGGUAUUCCAAUUCCAAGCUUUCUUGGUUUGAUGGCUAGUUUAAAUACCCUUUACCUUGAUGGAGCUGGGUUUGGAGGACUGAUUCCUCAUCAGUUGGGGAACCUCUCGAAGCUGCAGCAACUUGGUAUCGAGGCUGCUGCCGACUAUGUGCUAUAUGCUGAUAGUUUGUCGUGGCUUUCUGGUCUCUCUUCACUAGAAUUCCUUGAUUUGAGUAAAGUUGAUCUUAGUAAUGCUUCUGACUGGCUGGACUUGAUAAUCACAAUGCCAUCCCUUUCAGAAUUGUAUCUAUCACACUGUCAAAUUCUUCAUAUCCCGCCCCUCGCCAAUGUUAACCUGUCUUCUUCGUUGUCUGCUCUAAGUUUGUAUCACAAUCAAUUUGGUCAGACUUUUGUUCCAAGUUGGGUUUUUCAUCUUAAGAACCUUACUUACUUGAAUCUAGCUGACAACACAUUCGCUGGCACGAUUCCUGCACAACUUCAAAACCUUAUAUCCCUAAGGACCCUUGACUUGUCUUUCAAUUAUUUCAAUCAUUCGGUGCCAAACUGGCUUUACGGUUUGCAUCAUCUGGAGAAGCUCGAUCUAUACAGUAAUAAAUUGGAUGGCAGAGUCUCAACUGAGAUUGGAAACUUGUCUUCUCUUAUUUACCUUGAUAUGUCAGUCAAUUAUGGCCUUGAAUUUGAAAGGGGGAUUCCUGAUUCAUUCAAAAGCUUAUGCCAGUUGAGGUCACUUUCUCUGCAACAUGUAAAACUAAAUCAAAAUGUAUCUGAGUUACUUGAAAUCCUUGGAGUAUGUGCUUCUGGUACUUUGCAGGAGUUGUCUCUGCCUAGUUGCCAACUGCAUGGUCAGUUGACUGAUCGAAUCGGCAUGUUCAAGAAUCUUAACCUUCUCAAGCUCCAGAACAAUUCUAUUUCUGGUCCACUCCCGAUUUCAUCUGGAGAAAUGAAAUCUUUGUACCAUGUAGACCUUUCAAGAAACAAGAUAAAUGGAAGGUUUCCAACGAGUUUUGGGGCACUGGCAGGUUUGAUUUAUGUGGAUGUGGAUAUCUCUCAGAAUGCAAUUCAUGGUGUUGUUCUCCCUGAAAUUCACUUUGCCAACCUCACAAAGUUGGCUUACUUUUUUGCGUCGGGAAAUCAUAUGGUGUUCAAAGCUAAACCAGAUUGGGUUCCUUCCAGGCAUAUUCAAAUUCUGAACUUGGAGUCCUGGUAUGUUGGACCUGGAUUUCCUCAUUGGCUCAAAGGUCUGCAAUAUCUGAGUUCUCUUGAUCUGUCUAACUCUGGAAUUUCAGAACAAUUCCUGACUGGUUCUGGAGCAUGUCGUCUCGAUUCUAUUAUCUGA
This is a messenger RNA of Linum trigynum, 1695 nucleotides long. The record is from the annotation of a GenBank genome assembly. Lineage: Eukaryota; Viridiplantae; Streptophyta; Magnoliopsida; Malpighiales; Linaceae.